Salarias fasciatus (jewelled blenny) is the source of this 2309-nucleotide messenger RNA. RefSeq names its product E3 ubiquitin-protein ligase TRIM39. Lineage: Eukaryota; Metazoa; Chordata; Actinopteri; Blenniiformes; Blenniidae. Gene Ontology annotation, molecular function: zinc ion binding; protein binding. Bases 90 to 2087 code for a protein of 665 amino acids. The record is from RefSeq and is a predicted model, not a curated record. The transcript has 7 exons.
UCUCAUGUGUCAUUGUACAGCAGAGACUGGAGGCAGCUGCUCUCUGCAGGUUUGAUGUCCCAUGCAAAGGCUGGUUGCUUGCGCUGAAAAUGACGCUGCCUCUCCGCCGUGCAGGAAUGGCCAGCACUGGGAACCUUUCUGAAGAGCAGGUGCACUGCUCCAUCUGUCUGGACGUAUUUACCAAUCCCGUAUCUAUACCGUGUGGACACAACUUUUGCCAGAACUGCAUUCUGGGAUACUGGAAAACCAGUCCAUUGUACCAGUGUCCCAUGUGCAAGAAGUCCUUCUACAAAAGGCCAGAUAUUAGCGUCAACACCGUUCUGAGGGAAAUUGCUGAGCAGUUCAAGGAGAUCAGGGUAAAGAGCGCAGAAACAAAAGGAAACGGAGAGCAAGGAGAGGAGAAAGGAAAGAAGUGGACAAUGGAAAGAAAGAAAAAGGAGGAUGAAGAAAGGCUUCUGGAGAAAGAUCAGAAGCAGCAGCUCAUGGAGGAGCUGAAGCAGAAGCAAGAGGAGGAAAGAGCGAGGAUGAAGGAGAAAGAAGGGGAGAAGAAGCCACCGCAGGAGGACUUGCCACCGUUAAUCCCACCGACGGCUCCACCUAGAGGUUCUCCCUCAUUGUCAGGCCAAGCUACAGCUGCACGUCCACCACCUCUGCCAAAAACGUCACCCCCACCCUCCCCUCAGAUCUCUGCUUCUCCACUUUCUCCAAGUCCAUCUCUUCCGCUCUGGGAGGAGGUCCUGUGCGAUGUUUGUCUGGGAGACGGCCGGCCGAAGGCGGUCAAAUCCUGCCUGGUGUGCCUGACGUCCUACUGCGAGGAGCAUCUGAAGUCGCACACGGCCAGGUUCACCAAGCACAAGCUGAUGGAGCCCGUCGCCAACAUGGCGGACAGAAUGUGCCCGAAGCAUGAGAGGCUGCUGGAGCUUUUCUGCAAGAAGGACCAGACUUGUGUGUGUGUGCUGUGCACGGAGACGGACCACAGGGCGCACUACACCGUCCCCGUGGAAAGGGAGUGGACAGACAAAAAGGCACAGUUGAAAAGAACAGGCAUCGAUGUCCAGCAGAUGAUCCAAGAAAGAGUGAAAAAAGUGGAAGAGCUCAAAAACUCUGUGGAGCUGAAUAAAGCCAGUGCUAAAAGAGAGAUUGAGGAAAGCAUGCAGGUCUUCUCAGAACUGGUGCGCUCCAUCAAGAAGACUCAGGCGGAGCUGGUUCUGGUCAUUGGGGAGAAGCAGCGGCAGACGGAGAGGAGGGCUGAAGGCCUCAUCGCUCACCUGGAGCAAGAGAUCUCUGAGCUGAAGAGGAGGAACACGGACCUAGAAAAUGUGGCCCGAACUGAUCACAUCCACUUUUUGAAGAGCUUCCCAUCUCUCAGCAUUAUCCCUUCUGUUAGAGACUGGUCCGACACCAGCGUUCCCACUGACACCUGUGUCGGUCUGAUCAGGAGAUCUGUGGCCAAACUGGAGGAAACAUUAAAUGAAAUGAUCGACAAAUUAUCUGACAGUGAGAUCAAAAAGGUUCUGAAAUACACAGUGGAUGUCACUCUGGACCCCGACACGGCCAACCCCUGGCUGCAGCUCUCUCAGGACAGGCAUCAGGUGAGGCACCUGGGGGCCUGGCAGGACCUCCCCGACAACCCCGUCCGGUUCGACACGGUGGUCAUCGUGCUGGGCCGCGACGGCUUCACUUCGGGCCGGCAUUACUGGGAGGUGCAGGUGGGGGAUAAGGACGACUGGUACGUGGGCGUCGCCAGGGCCUCGGUGAACAGGAAGGGGAGGAUCUCCGUGAGCACCACGCAGGGAUACUACGCUCUGGCCAUGAAGAAAGGCCAGGGCUACCGGGUGUCCACAUCCCCGCCUCUGCUGCUGUCUGUCGACACGAGGAUCAAGAGACUGGGCGUGUACGUGGACUACGAGGAAGGCCAAGUGUCGUUCUAUGAUGUGAGGACUCGGAGCCAUAUUUACACACUUGAAGACACCUUCACAGAGAGGAUGUUUCCCUUUUUCUAUCUGUACUGCUGUGACAAGGCCUCAGACACCAUGGUGAUCUGUCCUGUGAACGAGAAAAGCCUGAUCAAACAAGGAUCAAGCUAAGGAAUGCCUUUGAUUGGUGAAAUUAGUCCAGUUUAGAUAUUGCAAGUAAAUCUGUGUAUUAUUUAUCAAGGCAAUACAUUUAAAGGCACAAUGUCCAUAGUAAUAGGUGAGAUUAAGUAUUUACAGUAGCUUGCUGGACAUAUGGCAGCAAAUUUGUGUGAUUUUGGUAAAAGAUAAUUUCAAGACAAGUGAUAUUGCUUGCUCAUAAUAUUAAAAAAAGUA